Molecule: messenger RNA, 264 nt
Organism: Ilex paraguariensis (yerba mate)
Lineage: Eukaryota; Viridiplantae; Streptophyta; Magnoliopsida; Aquifoliales; Aquifoliaceae
Source: the annotation of a GenBank genome assembly
AUGGUGAGGGGGAAAACUCAGCUGAAAAGGAUAGACAAUACGACAAGUAGGCAAGUGACCUUCUCAAAGCGCAGGAGUGGGCUUCUGAAGAAGGCCUUUGAGCUAUCAGUUCUAUGUGAUGCUGAAGUUGCACUCAUCAUCUUCUCUGCAACAGGGAAGCUCUAUGAGUUCUCAAGUUCCAGUACUAACAAGACGAUAGAACGCUAUCAAAGGAAUGCCAAGAACCAUCGAAUUGGCCACAAAGCAGUUGAAGGAAAUAUGCAG